AUGGCCACUGCGGCCCUCAUUCUCAACGCCCUCACAGUCGUGCUGGGUUCCUUCCAGUACGGCCAUCACAUUGGCGAACUCAACUCACCCCAAAAGGUCAUCACCACUUGCCCCGAGCCCUCCGAGCCGCCCAGCGCUCUCUCCUCUGCUGGUUUUGAAGCAGUACUCCCUGUCCUUGAGAAGGACGGCUCGCUCCCGACAUGUAUCCCAAUGACCAAUGUAGAAUGGUCUGUCCUAGUCGCGACUUUGACUCUAGGAGGACUUAUUGGGUCGUUGUUUGUAGGGUCGCGACUCGCGAACCAGUUGGGACGCCGUGGAGCGUUGAUGGUCAAUAAUGUGCCGCUUGUGUUGGGUUCAUUGGCGAUGGGUAUGGCGUCGUCGUAUGGGGCUAUGAUUCUGGGCAGGUUCUUGAUUGGUAUUGGAUGUGGCGCCGUGACGGUCAUUGUCCCCAUGUACCUGGCUGAGAUCUCGCCCGCUGAGCUUCGCGGUACCCUAGGUGUGAUGAACCAGCUGGGAAUUGUGGUGGGUAUUCUGUUCUCGCAGGUGCUGGGAUUGUACUACUCGACAGAGACACAAUGGCGCACCAUCUUGCUGGCAGGAGCAGGACUUGCGGUCGUUCAGGUCUUUGCCCUCCCCUUCUGCCAAGAAUCCCCUCGCUACCUAGCUCUUCAAUCCGGUGGCGCUGCCAAGGCCAAGCGAUCCCUCCAGAUCUUGCGUGGCCGUCAGGAUGUGGCCAAGGAGAUUCGUGAUUGGACCCGACAGGACGAGCGUGCUAUUGUCGCCGAGGAGGAAGGUUCCUUGGGUGCUAACCCACUGCUGAGCGACGCCAGCGACCCUCUGUUGGUUGACGGUGCUGGAAUCUCUGGAGAUGACAGUACCAUCAGCGCGACACAUGGUUCAGGAGGUCUCUCGGUGGCCGAGUUUGUGACCAUGCCCCGCUACCGCCGUCCUCUUAUCGUCCUCACGCUUGUGCAGCUUUCGCAGCAGCUGUCGGGUAUCAACGGCGUCAUCUUUUACUCGACGGCAAUCAUGUCGCAAAUCCUGCCUUCGUCGGGCGCGAUGAUCACAGUCUACAUCUCGAUUGUGAACGUGAUCAUGACCCUAAUUGCGGCGUAUGUGAUGGACAAGGCCGGACGACGCACGUUGUUGAUGGGGUCCGCGGUAGCGAUGGGUUGCAGUUCAUUCCUGUUGGCCUGGUCACUCAACUAUGAGAUUCCCAAACUGUCGGCGUUUUCCAUCAUCGCCUUUGUGGCGACGUACGCGAUUGGUCUAGGCCCAAUCCCGUUCCUGAUUAUACCCGAGGUGGUCGAUACGGUGGCGGUGGCGAGUGCGUCGGCCUAUGCAUUGUCGGUCAACUGGACUACCAACUUUAUUGUCUCGGUCAUGUUCCUCAAGCUGCAGGAAUGGUGGGGCGGUAAUGUCUUUUACGUGUUCUUUGUUAUCCUCGGCCUGCUCACCGUCGCGAUCAACAGGAUUAUCCCAGAGACGCGCGGCAAGACUGUUGAGGAGGUCGCUAGAUCCUGGCAACCCUCCCAUCGCCACUAA
Linnemannia hyalina is the source of this 1545-nucleotide messenger RNA. Lineage: Eukaryota; Fungi; Mortierellomycota; Mortierellomycetes; Mortierellales; Mortierellaceae. The record is from the annotation of a GenBank genome assembly.